AAUCGCAUCUGCAGGGUAAAGUAUUGCACAAACGUAGCCAUAGCAGCCGUAACAUCUGCUGCCCAGCUUCCCCCUUCCCAGCGCAGAGAUAAAGCAGUGCUUAUUCCGUUUUAGACCCAUAUUCAGGUUUAUACAUGCCCUCUUUUAUUUUUUACUUUUUUAAAUUAAGCCUACGUUUUAGUUCUCGUCUUUAAUUCGGGUUGAAAGGCGAACCAUAGACAAAUAUACUCAGGGAUAUAUAACUGUUGUACUUGCUAUAAAGUUACAGAAGUUUUUAUUUUCCAGAUACGGACCUUCUUCGAGGAAUUUAUUAUAAAGUUUCCAAAAAAGUAUAUUGUCUUUACGCGGAUACGGAGUGGAUAUGGCUUGGAUCAGAUGGGACCUAUUAUUUUCUAUAGGUUUAUUCAUUUCACCGGCAUUUGUCUCCACGGAUCAGAGUGGCUUUAGGAGAUUCUACGUGUUGCAGCCAGGACCGAGCGGGACGGACAGGGUACAUGUGAGUUCCAUCUCUUCGCGCUCCGGUGCCACUGGACAGCCCCAUGCCUACAAUGUGGAGCUCUCGGCCAGUUACAGUGGCCAGGUCCGAACCCGUAGGAUGGGUAACCAAGCGAACCCGAUCCCGCUUCGUCAGGACACACAGUUUACGCAGCAUCAGCAAGUCAUUCGGCGCACCAGCCACAACGUUCAACAAAGUCACCAAAUGAAAAUGUCAGGGGUGAAUGUCUGUGGAGGGCAGUGCUGUCAUGGAUGGAGUAAGGCCUCUGGAUCGCAGCAGUGCACAAAGCCCAACUGUCUGCCCCAGUGCCAGAAUGGAGGAAUGUGUCUGAGGCCCCAGCUCUGUGUCUGCAAAUCGGGCUCCAAGGGCAAGGCAUGUGAACAGAACACCAUGCCCACCUCCUCCUACCCAGCGCAGCCAGGGAACGGCCACACCAAGGGACACAGCAAUGGGCACACCAAGGGACACAACGUAGUGCCCCAGCGGCCCAUCCCCCAGCAGGGUUAUAUUCCUGGGCCAGUCCCUGUCAGCAACAUGGCCCAGAUGACCCUGACUGUCAAGCAAUCCCCCCACCUGGUCCGGCCCCAGCAAAUCCAGCCUGGUAGCCAGCAGUUUGUCCGGAAGCCCAAGUACUACCACACACAAACCACACACACACAGACACAUGUCCAGCAUCAGCCUGACAGACCCAUUCCCCUGACAGUGGGACACAACCCCAUCCACGUGGGGAACCACACGGGACGGAUCAAGGUGGUCUUCACACCCACCAUCUGCAAAGUGACCUGCACAGGGGGGCGGUGCCAGAACAACUGUGAGCUGGGCAACACCACCACCAUCGUCAGUGAGAACGGCCAUGCCGCAGACACCCUCACUGCCCCCAACUUCAGAGUAGUGGUAUGCCAUCUUCCCUGCAUGAAUGGUGGAAAGUGCAGUGCCAGGGACAAGUGUCAGUGCCCGCCUACCUUCACAGGGAAGUUCUGUCAGAUGCCUGUUCAGAACGGGAAUGGGCAGCAGCGCCAGAAUGGACAGCAGCAGACGUCCCAGAUUCACUCCACUCACACUCUGCCGCUGACCUUCAGCAAUGGACAGAACCCUGUGAAAUAUGCCCCCAGCAUCGUGAACAUCCACGUGAAGCAUCCCCCAGAGGCCUCGGUGCAGAUCCACCAGGUCUCCCAGCUGGAUGCCAAUGGGCAGAAGGUGAAAGGCAAUGGGCAGAAUGGCCACUCCCAGACCCAGUCCCACUACACCUACCACCACUCAGAGAGCAGCCAGAAGAUCCAGCAGCAGGGACACAACAUCAUCUACCCCAACCUGCAGAGCUACGUACCCCAGUACCAGCCUGUCUCCAACGGCCAGCUGGGACGCUGCUUCCAAGAGACCACUGGCACACAGUGUGGCAAGGCCCUCCCUGGUCUCAGCAAGCAGGAGGAAUGCUGUCAGAGCAUCGGAACAUCCUGGGGGUUCCACAAAUGCCAGAAGUGCCCAAAACCAUCUAUUCCUCUGACAGCUGGAGGAUCCAGACAGGCGAUGGACUGCCCCCAGGGAUACAAGCGCAUCAACAACUCCCACUGCCAAGAUCUUAAUGAAUGCCAGCUGCAGGGCGUGUGUCCCAACGGAGACUGUCUGAACACCAUGGGUAGCUACAGGUGCAGCUGUAAGGCCGGCUUCAUCCCUGACCCCACCCUCUCCACCUGUAUCCCUGACACCCCUGCCGUCCACGAGGAGAAAGGGGCUUGUUUCCGAUUGGUCAGUUCGGGGAAGCAGUGUUUGCACCCGGUGCCUGCUCAGCUGAGCAAACAGCUGUGCUGCUGCAGUGUGGGCAAGGCCUGGGGCCCGCGCUGCGACAAGUGCCCCCUGCCAGGAACAGCUAAAUUCAAGGAGAUAUGCCCUGGUGGGAUGGGCUACACUGUCACAGGCUCUUACAAGCCCAAACUACCCAAUCAACUACCCAAACUUCCCAGCCAACCUGAGACCAUCAACAAGCCAAUGAUCACCCACCAAGAGCCUGUGGCCCCGCCUCUGCCCUUCCCGACACCCGAGAAACCAGUGGAGGCCUUGAGCGUCACUGAGAGACAGCUUCCCUCCAUUCCAGUUGCCACGGAUGCACCUGAGCAGGAGCUGGUUAUUCUGGAGGCUACUAGUAAUAGGCCAGUAGUUGAGGUCGAGGCUGGCCAGCCACAGCUCUCUCCCGGUGUCUCUACCAUGAGGAUGGAGCCGGCCUACCCAGAGGUUGUGGAGAAAACGUCCCCCCCUGCUCCAGCCCUGAUCCUCCCCUCCAACGCUGGCCAGGACAUCGCCCCGACUCAGUCAGCAGAGGUGGAUGAGUGCCAGGUCAACCCUCACAUCUGUGGCCAGGGGAUCUGCUACAACACUGUGGAGGGUUAUACCUGCAUCUGUAGAGAGGGCUACCAGAUGGAUGAGACGCACACCACCUGUGUCGAUGUUGAUGAAUGCCUGGAGUCUGCAUCACUGUGCUCCAACGGCCGCUGCAGGAACACUCCUGGCAGCUUCCUGUGUGUGUGCCAACCAGGCUUCAUGACAGAUGAGGAGGGAACCAGUUGCAUUGAUUUAAACGAGUGUCUGAACUCCCACGCUUGUCCUGAGGAUGGCUUUUGUGUCAACAAUGUGGGUUCCUACAUCUGUCGGCACUGUGACGGCGGCUUCAGGAUGAGCCCAACAGGCCAGUGUGAAGAUAUAGAUGAGUGUCUGGACAUGGGUGUGUGUCCAUCCGGCAUGUGCAUCAACUUGCUGGGCUCUUAUGAGUGUGAUUCGUGUCCAGAGGGCUUCCAGGGCCAGGGAGGACAGUGUGUCGAUGUAGAUGAAUGCCUGCACCAGUCAACUUGUGCCAAUGGGAAGUGCUCCAACUUUGAGGGAUAUUUUGUCUGCUCGUGUAACGAUGGAUUCACGCUCAGCCUAGAGGGACAAUCAUGUGAAGAUGUGGAUGAGUGCCAGGAUGAGCAGGUGUGUACCAGGGGGCACUGCCAGAACACUGUGGGUUCUUACCUGUGUAACUGUGGGCCGGGCUUUAGGGCCUCCCCGGCGGGGGACCAGUGUGACGAUGUGGAUGAGUGCCAGGAGCUGACCAUGCCCUGUGACAGUGUGGGCCAGUGUGUCAACAACAUGGGCUCCUACCACUGCAGCUGCCCCCAGGGCUACCAGCAGAUCAACGGCACCAGCUGCCUAGAUGUUGACGAGUGUCUGGACGACCCGGAGCUGUGUUCCCCACACGGGGAGUGUCUCAACGCCGAGGGCUCCUUCUACUGUGUCUGUGAGAGAGGCUUCGCUGCAGGCCAGGACACACACACCUGUGAAGAUAUGGAUGAGUGCUCGGAUGACACCAGGUGUGUUGGCGGCUCCUGUGAGAACAGCCAGGGUUCCUACAGAUGCCAGUGUGACACUGGCUACCGCCUGCAGCCAAACACUGACACAUGCCUGGAUAUCGACGAGUGUGAAGAGUUGGGCCAGAGUAUCUGUGGGGCGUGGCUCUGUGAGAACACAGAGGGCUCCUAUAGGUGUGUGGUGGACUGCCCCCCCGGACACGACCGUGGCCCAGAAGGCAUCUGUGCUGAUAUUGAUGAGUGCAACGUCAACGCCACGGUGUGUGGUAACCACGGCUUCUGUGAGAACACGGUCGGUUCCUUCCGCUGCCUGUGUGACCGGGGCUACCAGGAGUCCCAGGAGGGCCUCGGCUGCGUGGAUGUGAAUGAGUGUGAAUUGCUGAGCGGUGUGUGUGGCGAGGCCCUGUGUGAGAACGUGGAGGGCUCGUUCCUGUGUAUGUGUUCCGACGAGGACCAGGAGUACAACCAGAUGACCGCCAAGUGCAGUCCCGCUCCCACAGCCUCGUCAGUAGAGAGGAAGGAGUGUUACUACAACCUCAAUGAUGAGAACCUGUGUGAGAACGUGCUGACCAGCAGUGUCACCAUGGAGGAGUGCUGCUGUACGCUGGGGGCAGGCUGGGGGGACAACUGUGAGGUGCACCCCUGCCCCGUCCAGGGCACUGAUCAGUUUUCCCAGAUGUGUCCAGCUGGGAGAGGCAAUGUACCCACUGGUGACGCUGUGUUCGGAGUGACCGCAGCCGAGAGUUAUAAAGAUGCAGAUGAAUGUGCGUUGUUUGGCCAGGAGAUCUGUAAGGAUGGUUUCUGCCUCAACAGCCCAGGGAGCUACGAGUGUUACUGUAAGACUGGCCUGUACUACGACGAGGUCAAGCUGCAGUGCAGAGACAUCGAUGAGUGUCAGGAUGAGUCGAGCUGUGUGGGGGGAGAGUGUUUGAACACACAGGGCUCCUACAUGUGUUUCUGUACCCGCCCCAUGGUGUUGGACUCUGACAACAAGCGCUGCGUGAUCGCCCCUGAAGUGGCUGAGCAACACUCGGUGCAGACUGACUACCAGGGUAUUUGCUGGCAGACGGUAACGGGCACCCGGAAGACUUGCACCAAGCCCCUAGCCAACAGAAAGACCACCUUCACAGAGUGCUGCUGUCUGCAUGGAGAGGCCUGGGGCAUGGACUGUGCCCUUUGCCCCCUGAAGAACACAGAGGACUAUGCCUCCAUGUGUAACGUGCCAAUGAGGGAAGGACAGGGGCGUCCGUACGGUCGCGACGCCCUUGUGGCUGAUCCCAUCCAGGAGUAUGAGGUCAACUUGGACUAUGAACCUCGCCCCGACCAGCCUGGUGCCCUGCCCCUGUACGAGGAUGAGGAGAUCGCGUACGACGCGUUUGAGGGCCUGAGAGCGGAAGAGUGUGGCAUUCUGAACGGCUGUGAGAACGGGCGCUGCGUGCGGGUACAGGAGGGCUACACCUGCGACUGCUUUGACGGAUACACCCUGGAUAUGUCCCGCAUGGCGUGUGUGGAUGUGAAUGAAUGUUCCGAGCUCAACAACCGGAUGUCCCUUUGCAAGAACGCCAAAUGUAUCAACACGGAAGGAUCCUACAAGUGUGUGUGCCUGCCAGGAUACACCCCCUCUGAGCGGCCUAACUACUGUGUGGCCAGGGAACAAGGAGCAGCAGCAGCAACGCGCACAGAGAGGGAGUGAGCCCCCAUGGCCAGUAGUAGAGGGACACCCAACACACUAAAAACACACUUAUUUAAUCCAAGCCCAUAUAUUCUGCACUGUAUAAAAACACACUAAACAAAACAACAAAAUCAUUUACUUGAGAUGAAGAUCCAAUUUAACCAACUAUGUGGUGCCUUGUGACGGAGAAACACAACAUUGUAUAAAAUGUAUGUUUGUUUUUUGUAAGUUUAACUUUUUAUAUUAGAAGGAGUUUAUGCGCGCUAGAGGGGGCUUUCACUCUCCUAACGCAACGACAAACCCGAUGAACUCUUACUGGGGGAUAACGUUUUAUUUUCUACCCAGUCCAAAACGCCUUGUGUGUGGAUAUUUAAUUCAGUGAAGAGGCCAGCCGUCCCUUUGCUCUCCCCGUUCUCCCUCUUCCUCACAGUCCUCGUCCCCGUACGGUGGCUGUGGAGGACUGCCUGCCUGGUCAUGAAUGGACAGCCAUAAGAUCUUUGCUCCGUGGCUUCACACAAACAUACAGUAUGCACACUACUGUAAUAUCAUUUUGUUCAUGUAAAUUCAUUGGAAUAAGCUUUUUUUCUAGGCAUUUUUUUUGUAUUAAUGAUAAAUGCAAACACAAAACUACUUCUCUGUGUCUUGGACAUUGGACAAUAGCAGGUUUUUAUUUUAAUUUUAUGUUUUUCUUGCCUGCCCUGUGGAGCAGUCAUAUUCCCUACCAUUUGUUUUUUUCUUGAGAUAUUGUUUUAUUUCUUUGAACAAAAAUUCUAUGACAUUUUGCUAGAUUUUUUUCAUACUUUAAUGAAACCUUUUUUCUGCAUUUUACUGCAAUGUGUAAAAGUCUUUCCAGGUUGCAAAGCUGCUAUGGGACAGCCGUGGGAGAAGUUUUGUACAUUUAAACAGAAGAGUUGAGAAACCAAGUUUAUGUAUUUGUAAUUUGUACAUGAAAAAUAGCUCUUGUACGAAUAUUCAUAUUAUGAUGUAUAUUAAACCCCUGGUAAUAAAUCACAAAUGGUGAUAUUUAUA
Oncorhynchus gorbuscha (pink salmon) is the source of this 6535-nucleotide messenger RNA. RefSeq names its product latent-transforming growth factor beta-binding protein 1-like. The transcript has 35 exons. Lineage: Eukaryota; Metazoa; Chordata; Actinopteri; Salmoniformes; Salmonidae. Gene Ontology annotation, molecular function: calcium ion binding. The record is from RefSeq and is a predicted model, not a curated record. The coding region runs from base 362 to 5527 and encodes 1721 amino acids.